AUGUCCGGCGUGAGUGCACAAUGGUGGAGCUUGGUGGUGAUCCUGCUCGUCGGUGUGUCCGUGGUCAGUGUCGUCGAGUCGGCGACGAUUGGUGCGCUGGCAGGACGCGAUAGCGAAAGUGAUGAAAGCCGCCAGCAAAGCGAAGAAGAAACCAUUACCGGGAAGGCAUCAUUCACCGCGUACGAUUAUGUGGCCGUCGGUGUGAUGUUGGUCAUCUCGAUUGGAAUCGGCGUCUUUUAUGGGUUUUUCGAGAAGAAAAGUGGCACGGACGGGUCGGACAGUGGAUCGUCCGAUGACUUUCUGCUCGGUUCCGGUAUGAGCUUGUUCCCGGUGACGCUUAGCCUUACGACGAGCUUUAUCACUGCGAUCGAGCUGCUCGGCAACCCGUCGGAGAUGUUCUUCAACGGGACACAGUUUUCGCUCAUCGUGAUCUCGAUGGCACUGGUCGUACCGGUUGCGGUGAAGGUGUUCUAUCCCAUCUACUUCAAAUUGGAGGUUACCAGUUGCUACGAGUACCUGGGCAUGCGGUUCGAUAAGCGGAUCAGAGUGUUCGGGGCCGUGCUGUACGUGCUGCAGAUGCUGUUCUACACGUCGGUGGCCGUUUUGGCCCCAGCCAUCGCCCUCUCGGAAGCAACAGGUCUGAACCGGUACAUCGCCGUCGUCCUGAUCUACUUCGUGUGCAUUUUCUACUCGUCGCAGGGCGGCAUGAAGGCGGUCGUUAUCGCUGAUACGUUUCAGGCAUGUGUGCUGUUGCUAUCGCUGGUGCUGAUACUUGCCCUCGGUACGCACUACUCGGCCGGACUGUCCGAUGUGUUCAGCCGGGCGUCGGACCAUGGAAGGAUUGAAUUUUUCAACUUCGAUCCCGACCCGACGACACGCCACUCGGUGUUUUCCGUCAUCAUCGGGGGCUUUUUCUACUGGACCUCGAUGUUCUGCACCAAUCAGGCGUCCGUUCAAAAAUGCAUGUCAUUAAAAUCGCUGCAAACGGCCAAACUCGCACUCUACUUCUCCCUGCUCGGAUUGAUUGCGGUGUUUUUGAUGAACUUCUACACGGGAUUGAUGACUUUCGCCCACUAUUCCGACUGUGACCCGCUGGCCGCGGGCCAGAUCACGGCCAAGGAUCAACUGCUGCCGUUCUACGUGAUGGAUGUGUUUGGGCAUAUCAAAUUCAUGGCCGGCAUAUUCGUGGCCGGCAUUUUCGCCGCCAGCCUGGGUACUGUUGCCGCGGCCCUGAACUCGCUGGCGGCCGUCACAUGCGAGGAUCUGCUUGUCAGCGGGAUGAAGAUGAAGAUACCGGACGGCAAGGGGGCACUGUACGCCAAGUGGAUGUCCUUGGGCUUCGGGUUGGUUUCGUUCGGGCUGGUGUUCAUCGUCGAGCGGCUCGGUGGCAUCCUGCAGGCAACGCUCACGCUGAACGGGCUGAUCGGUGGCGUAACGCUUGGGUUGUUCAGUCUUGGAAUAUUUUUCCGGCGCGCCAACGGCAAGGGCGCAAUGUUGGGUGGCAUCAUCGCACUCGUGCUGGUCGUCGUUAUUGGUGUGUUGGCGCAGGUGAACAACGAAGAACCACCACCACUGUCAUCUUCGGUGGACGGCUGCAAUGCUACGGCUGCCUGGGACCGGCAGGACUUUGCGUACGAAACGGAACCGUCCGGUGGCGAAGGGCUUUUCAUGGCGCUGCAGCAUCAUCCCGACCAAGAUGGAGCCCUGGGAAGCGUUCUCACAAUCGCGCUUCAGAAGAGUUGGAAUGGCGAAGAACUGGAUAACAAUUUUUACAGGUUGUCCGGUGAAGAUGGUUCCCCAGAAUCGUCCCCAUCGCGUAGGGACGUCGUGAAAACAUCCUUCAGACAGACCGACUCACCCGAUGACUCAUCCUCGUGGUUCGCGCCCGUGUACCGGAUCAGCUACAUGUGGUACAGCUGCCUCGGGACGGUGCUGACGAUGCUGUUCGGUAUCAUCAUAUCCUUCCUGACCGAGGAGGACUCGUUCGCUCGCGGACUUUGCUGCGGUGAACCUGCCACCGAGUCUGAACUCCCGUGUCCAAACACCAACCAGCGAAUGGGCACUCAGGGUAGCGAGAAAUCGAUACCACCGACGGAUGAAAAGCAACCGAAGCUAAGCGUUGCGUCGAUGGCCCCGUUGGCGCUGAUGAUGCGCACCUCCGUAAAGCUGAGUCCUUCGGGUGGCAAGUCGCAGAAAGUCUCACCGAACGAGGCAAGCAUCGGUUCCAGCAUGUCGAGCGUGUUUUCCCUCGACCAAGUGACGCUCUCGUCCGAGCUGGGGUUGUACACGGACCAGGAGAUGGACCGGAGGGAACCACUGCCGCAGGUGACCGGAUCGGAACCAACGGCACCCGAGAGUGAAGCGAUGGCCAAUAAUGGAACCAGCCACUUGGCACUCCCAUCGCUGCGGGUGGAACGGGAAAGAUUUUAA
Anopheles nili is the source of this 2430-nucleotide messenger RNA. Its product is annotated as sodium-coupled monocarboxylate transporter 1. Gene Ontology annotation, biological process: sodium ion transport; transmembrane transport. The transcript has 11 exons. Gene Ontology annotation, molecular function: symporter activity. The coding region runs from base 1 to 2430 and encodes 809 amino acids. Gene Ontology annotation, cellular component: membrane. Lineage: Eukaryota; Metazoa; Arthropoda; Insecta; Diptera; Culicidae. The record is from RefSeq and is a predicted model, not a curated record.